This is a messenger RNA of Helianthus annuus (common sunflower), 888 nucleotides long. Its product is annotated as phytanoyl-CoA dioxygenase 2-like. The record is from RefSeq and is a predicted model, not a curated record. The transcript is spliced from 3 exons. The coding region runs from base 351 to 638 and encodes 95 amino acids. Lineage: Eukaryota; Viridiplantae; Streptophyta; Magnoliopsida; Asterales; Asteraceae.
AUGUGGGAUUGUAUUUUCCGCUUUAUGAGUUGUAAGUUUUUCCCCUGAUGCGGUGUGGCCUCUUCCAAAUAUGUGUCUUCUUCAUAUCCCCAAUACAAGUUCACUUUCUUUCCCUCCCAUGGCUUCACCACCGACAAUUAACCUCAUCUGAGUAGUCUUCUCCAGCGUAACCAUCGGAGAUCCCUGCUAUUCUUAGAACAUCACAGCUAACAGAACUCGAAGACGAUUGUUGCAGAAUAGGUCAAAAUUAGGGUUUGUCUUUUUUGGAAAAGACAGAGGUUAUGAGCACCUCCGUACAAUUUCCGGAAUAAAAAAACGUGACCACCAUCUUCAACCAAACAGAGCACACGAUGGCGACGAACAACGCUUUACAUUGUCAUGAUUCUGUUUUCAAAAAGGUCUCUUGCUCAGAUAAAAUGUCUGGCACAUUACACUCAAUGGGAUACAAGAGGCCAGUGAUCGUUCAAUCAAUCAACCAGGGAUUGGCGAUGAAGUUGUCCCUCAUCAAGAUAUUUCAUUUAGAUACACUAGCCCUAGCAGAUGCCACCGUUGUCAAUGGUUGCCUAUGGGCAAUUCCUGGGUCUCACAAAGGUUGUUUCUUUUUCAUAUUUUUUGAAGACAUUUGGAUUUAUUUGUAAUAUUUUUCUUUUUUAGAUUUUAUAAACCAGACGGUCUUGUAAGACGAUUUAUCGGUGUUCAUAAAUCGUCAAACGAACAACCACCCAACCGAAGCAAGUCGGCUGGUUUAAGAUUCGCAGGCUUCAGUUUUGGCGUGUUAAUUUGUAAGCCCCGGACGCAUCGCGGCAGGGGGGCUUGCUUCUAGUACUUUUCUAAUUUAAAAUUUUACAUUCAUAAAGUGUUGAACCUUAAUAAAGUUCUAGUUUAUUG